GCAGGGCCACUCAUCCAGACACCUUGCAGCAAAGCAACCUCACCCAGCCUCUACACCGAUGUCUUUCUGUGCACACUGCUGCAGCUGUGGUCCCAAGAUGCCAGCUCUCCAGCUGCUGUUUCUGGCCUGCCUGAUGUGGGGAAUGGGGGCCAGGACAGCACAGUUCCGAAAGGCCAAUGAUCGGAGUGGCCGAUGCCAGUAUACCUUCACUGUGGCCAGCCCCAAUGAAUCUAGCUGCCCAAGGGAGGACCAGGCUAUGUCAGCCAUCCAAGACCUUCAGAGAGACAGCAGCACGCAGCAUGCAGACCUAGAGUCCACCAAGGCUCGAGUCAGAUCCCUGGAGAGUCUCCUCCACCAGAUGACCUUGGGCCGAGUUCCUGGGACCCAGGAGGCCCAGGAGGGGCUGCAGGGCCAGCUGGGUGCCCUGAGGAGAGAGCGGGACCAGCUGGAGACCCAAACCAGGGAUCUGCAGGUAGCCUAUAACAAUCUCCUGCAAGACAAGUCAGCUUUAGAGGAAGAGAAGAGGCGGCUGGAACAAGAGAAUGAAGAUUUGGCCAGGAGGCUAGAAAGCAGUAACCAGGAGGUAGCAAGGCUGAGGAGGGGCCAGUGUCGCUCAACCCAGCACCCCUCUCAGGACAUGCUGCCGGUCCCCAGUGAAGUCUCUCAGUGGAAUUUGGACACAUUGGCUUUCCAGGAACUGAAGUCAGAGUUAACAGAGGUUCCUGCUUCCCAAAUCUUGAAGGAGAAUCCAUCUGGUCAACCCAGGAGCAGAGAGGGAGACAAAGGAUGUGGAACACUAGUCUGGAUAGGGGAGCCAGUCACCCUGAGGACAGCUGAAACAAUCGCUGGCAAGUAUGGAGUGUGGAUGAGAGACCCCAAGCCCACCCACCCCUACACCCAGGAGAGCACUUGGAGGAUUGACACGGUCGGCACAGACAUCCGCCAGGUGUUUGAGUACAGUCAGAUAAGCCAGUUUGAGCAGGGCUAUCCUUCAAAGGUCCAUGUGCUCCCCCGGGCACUGGAGAGCACAGGUGCUGUGGUGUACGCGGGGAGCCUCUAUUUCCAGGGGGCUGACUCCAGAACUGUGCUCAGGUAUGAGCUGGACACCGAGACUGUGAAGGCAGAGAAGGCCAUUCCUGGAGCUGGCUACCACGGACAGUUCCCGUACGCGUGGGGUGGCUACACAGACAUCGACUUAGCGGUGGAUGAGAGCGGCCUCUGGGUGAUCUAUAGCACAGAGGAAACCAAAGGGGCCAUAGUCCUCUCCAAAUUGAACCCAGAGAACCUGGAACUUGAGCGUACCUGGGAGACCAACAUCCGUAAGCAGUCUGUGGCCAAUGCCUUUGUUAUCUGUGGCAUCUUGUACACAGUGAGUAGCUACUCUUCAGCCCGUGCAACCGUUAACUUCGCCUAUGAUACUAACACGGGGAUCAGCAAGACCCUGACCAUCCCAUUCCAGAAUCGCUACAAGUACAUCAGCAUGAUCGACUACAACCCCCUGGAGAGGAAGCUCUUUGCCUGGGACAACUUCAACAUGGUCACCUACGAUAUCAAGCUCUCGGAGAUGUGAAGGGCCUCUAUCCCUACCAGCAAAGGCUGGAAAAGGUUAAGUUCCGGGCUUCCAGGUGAAGCAGCUUCAAGGAGGGGCAGCCAGAUGCUGGGAGCUUCUCCUGCUUCUCGAGAUUUUGUUUGUCCAGGUCAAUGUACAGUUCCUCUCUAACUGAUACGACCUCGGGGCUUAUACAGUCACAUAUACUGUUCUUUUCUGUCAGCUUUCAAAGGGGUGUUUGUUCAUCUUUUAAAAAUCAUAUUGUGCAGCAGUCCAGAGAAAAACUAGAAGUAGGAUUGCUUCUUCAUGAAACCACCGCUUUUGCAAGCUGUAUGGUUACCAUAAGCCUUGCGAGGCGGCAGCAGUUCUAUGGAGGGACCGCACCUGUUAGAACUGCUCCUGCCCAAGGUCUAUUUACUCCAGCUGGUUUCUAAUGCUGCAGAUAUAGUGUGUAGUUGGGUAGUACUCGAACCCCUUUGCACUGUGAAAUAAAGUUAUCUUACACAAGG
Mastomys coucha (southern multimammate mouse) is the source of this 2058-nucleotide messenger RNA. It is a transcript of the gene Myoc, whose product is annotated as myocilin. Lineage: Eukaryota; Metazoa; Chordata; Mammalia; Rodentia; Muridae. The transcript is spliced from 3 exons. The coding region runs from base 59 to 1570 and encodes 503 amino acids. Gene Ontology annotation, cellular component: Golgi apparatus. Gene Ontology annotation, biological process: signal transduction; osteoblast differentiation. The record is from RefSeq and is a predicted model, not a curated record.